AAUAGUUUCUGGAUUAGAGAGUUUCAAGGCUAUCGUGGGAAAGCAGCAAUGAGAGCCUUCUUUUUGACAGUAACCCUAAAAGGUGUGCUGCUUCUUAUCAGCCCCUUCUGGGCAGGGGCGGCCUAUCAGCGGCACCAAAUGUACCUGACAUAGACCCACCUUGAGGUGGCAUCUUUCCAGCAACCUGUGGGAGCCAAUCAUAUCACUCGUGAUGAAACCCUGCAGCUCAAGAUAAUGUCGCUUGGCCCCGGACGCUGUACAGCUUGUGCCUUUUCCUGUCUUCCUGAGAAAGUUAAGGUUGAGUUGCUGAGCCUGACCUUUAACAGGCCUUUGGAAUUCCCCCCACACAGACUAGAUAAGGGAUUUUUUUUUUAUGGGAAACGUAACAAGUUCACUUUAGAAUCCCUUUUUUGGUGCACAGAUCUGGCUACUUCACAGAAAUAUCAGCUCUGCAAGUAAGUUGGAGUUGAUCUCUUCCCUCAGAAAACUGCUGGCUGGUAGUCAUCAACAAGAUGUGAACAAGGAAGGUUCCCAAAGGAGAACACUGAACACUCGUUUCAGGAUGAAGCCGCAAGAGCAAAGAAGUACUUUUAACACAAACAAAUACCAUCCAUUGACCAACAGAUGCAGGAGGACUCUUUUCCCAACUACUCCUACAGCCCCUGUGCUGAGAAUCUGGCUCCUUCCAAAGCAGCUUCCUCUCCUGAUGCUGUUCUCUGCCUUGCAGACACCCUCUGGGAGUUCUGAGGUUGCCAUUAACAUCAACUUUGACUUGGCACCAAAUUCCUUUGAUGAUCAGUACCAAGGAUGCAGCCAGCAGGUCAUGGAGAAGCUAAGUCAAGGGGAUUAUUUCACAAAAGAAAUAGAAACACAUAGAAAUUACUACAGGGUCUGGAGUAAUGCCUAUUUAACCUGGUUGAACCAAGCAAAAGAUCUCCCCAAGAACAUUAAUAUUACGCAUGCUGUGGCCAUCUCAGUUUAUACAUCAAACAAUAGCAUUCGCACAGACUUCAUCAGAGCCAUGGCCAGUGCUACUAGGACUCCACGGCAGUAUAAACAUUCAUUCCAUUUCAAAUACCUACACUACUACCUGACCUCAGCAAUCCAGCUGCUAAGGAAAGAGAUAGUCGGGAAGAAUAACUCAUUGUGUUAUGAGGUGCAUCAUGAGAUGAAGGGUAUCAAUUUGGAAGCCUACAGAGGUGCCACCAUCCGAUUUGGCCAAUUCCUCUCCACCUCCCUCCGAAAAGAAGACACACAGAAGUCUGAAAACCAAACUCUAUUUACCAUAUUCACCUGUCUGGGUGCACCUGUAGAAGAAGUUUCUGUCAAGAAGGAGGUCUUGGUCCCUCCCUAUGAGUUGUUCAAAGUUGUAAAUAUGAGCUACAACCCAAGAGGAAAUUGGUUGCAAUUGCAGUCAGCUGGGAACCAGAGCACAUAUAACUGUCAGCUACUAAAAGCUUCCAGCAAAAAGUACAACCCAGCUCCCAUGGUUAUUGCUUCUCUCUCCUUCUUGACCAGUGUCGUCAUCUCUUCCAAAAGUAGAGUAUAAAGGAACCUUGUGGUUUUGCUUUCUCUGUGCCCUUUUGCUUGACGCCAGCCAGGGCACCCUGAAUACCCUUGGGGAAUCACUCUGUCCAGUCACCAACUGACACGGAGCUGGCCCAGCCCACUGCCUGUGAGUGGACCUGUAACUCCGUAUAUUUCUUCUCCGUGGACACAGAGAUUCAUACUGAAAUAGAAAAGGACCCAGCCAGAGCCAGUGAGAUACAAUCAUGGUAAUUUUUUGGCAUCAGGAUUGGGAGUGGGGUGGGAGCCUUUUUUUUUUUUUUUUUUUUUUUGAGUGAAGAUUAAUGAAAGCAGAGUGAGUAGGAGCCUGGAGCUACUAAGCAGCUAUCUUGCCACCAGCAGGGGAGACUCUAUCUCCUUGAGAAUGGAGCGAACACAAUGAAGGAAGAAUUGAGGAAUGAAAAGAAACCAUUUUGAUGAGAGUAAAUGAGCCCCUAGAUCCAAUUGUGCCUGAAACUGGACUCCUGGGCUUUUUUUAUUACAGAAAUCAAUAAAUAGUAUAUUUGCAUAAAUAAUAUGAAUUGAAUAUCCUACCUUAAGCAAUUAAAGGAAUCAUGAAUACAAGGAUUCUCCAUUAUUUUUUUUAGCAAUCCUAAGUAGGAACAAACCAGAGAAGCUUGAGUUCGAAAGCAGAGACCAAAUUCUUCAUCAGAUGGAAAAGCUUUGAAGCCCAGAGGCAUAACUAAAGUGUGAGAUUUUUAUCAGCAUUCAGGACCAAACCAGUGUAGUCUUAGAUAGGAGGAAAUAUGAAAACUUGAGAAAUAAAAGGGAAAGUUAAUACAAGAUGUUAGUGAAAUCUCAUUCAUUCACUGCCAGUAGUAGGUGCUGCACGUGUUUCUAAAACACUACAGAAGUGAGAAUUUAAAUUCAUAUAUUAAUUUAGAAAGAACUUUACGGCAAAUUGGAUUUUAAGUCAGCAUCAAAAAUGUAAGUACAUUUAUUAGGAAUGUACGUAGAUGUGUGUGGAGAUAAAGGAGAAGAUGUAGGAGAAAAAAAGUCUGAUAACCAAGCACAUAUCAAAGAUACACUGAGUCGCCACUAUGUGACAAUAAUUAAGUGAAAGGGAGUAUAAAUCAACGAACUUCACAGCUGGGAAUGUUCUCCAACUCACCUCAGUAGAAUACAAUAUGAGUGGGGCAAUGGGGUUGUUUUAGCGGAUUUCCAAAGACCUUAGUAUUGGGCUAAAUGGAGUGAAAGUGAGGGCUAGCUCUAUACCUUUGAAUUUUGAAAGUCUAUGCUACUUAGCCCCUCUGAGAUUUGAGUAAGAAACAACGAAAGUAAAAUCAGCUUAACUGACCCCAGGAGAACUUUCUAAAAGGACCGUGCCAUGAGAGAAGAGACUCAGUGAAGAAUUAGCCUAAAAUCACCUGGUAGAGAAUUCAGGCAUCUAAUACUUUACACGGAAUUUUGAGAAUAGGGCCAAGCGCAUCUCUGUCACCUAGCUUACAUUGGUCUCUAUACCUAAUAAAGCAAGGAUAAAAUUUCCAUAAACACAAUAUUCCUGAUUUAUUGCCCAGGGACCUUGGCAGGUUAGUGGCUACUGAGUAGAGUCCCGCAGGCCUGACUCUGGGAAGAAGCUUUGCUGUGAGCCUCAGUGAAGCAAUAGAAAAGCCUGCCAACAUCUUGCAUAUGUAAUUUUUUUUUCUGUGCCACAUAAAUGCACUUAUUGAACCAUACUAUGUACAAAACACUUUGGGGAUUAAAAGUUGAAUAUCGUAGGCCAGAUCUUCCAUGAGUUUACAAUCUCUUGGGAGAAAUUAAAAAAAGAACAUAGAGUCACAGAGGAAAUAGCAAAAGAAAGGGGGAAAUCAAGCCUUCUGUUCAUGAUAGUUCAAAAGAGAGACUCCUUCAAACUGAGGCAAGAAGAGAUGCCAGGAAGGCUUCAGGGAGGAGGCAGGAUUUGAACGAGGUCUUGGAACACUGGGAGUGGAGCAAGGGGUUAGAGGAAGAAGAUAGUAAGUGUAGGUAUGUGUCAAGUGCUUAGUGUCAUCGUGCAUACAAAUAAGCACUUGAAGUUUAGAGAAAAAUGAGAUCCUUCUGACCUAUGGUUGGAUACAGCUUUCUAUCAGAGAUGAGGCUUGAGAAAGGGGUUCAGAUGGGUAGAAAUGAGACACCUGAGCAGGAGAGAGUCGGAGGAUAUAGGAAUGACCAGUGUACGUAAGGGUCAGGAAGUAGGUCUGGUAGAGUGAAGCUGUAAUGUGGACCAGAAAGGAAAGAGUCACCCAGUCAAGCUAAAAAGGCAGUCUAAUGCAUUGGAUCUCCAUGAGAAAUCAGUUUUCUGAAUAAGACAUUCUAAAUAGGUGACUCUUAACACAUGCCUCCAGCACCUGCGGCAUCAGUGUCCCUUAAGAAUUUGUUAGAAAUGUGAGCUCUAGGGCCUGAUCCCAAUCCAUGGAAUCAGAAACUUAGAACCUAUGUUUAAGAAGCCCUCCAGGCUUGUGACUUAUGGGAUUACGAUCCUGCCGCUGCUUUAUAGAACAAAUCUCCAGAGAUAGAAGUUAUUCCCUUGAAUUAUGUAGAUUUGUAGGUUAAGGAUGAAUGUCCAUAGUUUACGUUCCCUUGAUCUCUCUCUAUGGUCCACAGUUUUUGUGCAAGAAAACCGUGAAGUGCACCGUUGAUUUAAAUCAAUUCAAAGUCUAAGUUCAUGAAAUUUUAGGACAUCACUUUCAAAAAUUUCACUGUAAUUUCUGCUCUUUUUUUUCUUCCGGGAUACCUUUGAAGAUAAAAUGGACACUUGACUGUGCACAAAUUCACAUGAAUUGUUAAAAGAGCUGGUGUUAUAAAGUUGCAUAGUAUUUACCUCCUAUAGUAAUUUUUAUUAAAAUAAAACAUGCUUCUCUCCUUUUUGUGUACACAAAAAGUUAUCUGGCCUCAUCUAUUAUUUUAUUUUUAUCUUUAUAAUUUAGUGUUCUAAUAUGCCUACCUGAUUGUCGUGAAUUUCUCUGUUUGCUAUUACUUUGAAAAAUAAUAAAGCCAGUGAAAGAAAAUU
Molecule: messenger RNA, 4555 nt
Organism: Felis catus (domestic cat)
Lineage: Eukaryota; Metazoa; Chordata; Mammalia; Carnivora; Felidae
Gene: ART4
Product: ADP-ribosyltransferase 4
Exons: 3
Coding region: 563-1549 (328 amino acids)
Molecular function (GO): NAD+ poly-ADP-ribosyltransferase activity; NAD+-protein-arginine ADP-ribosyltransferase activity
Source: RefSeq, a predicted model, not a curated record